UAUAACAGAAAAGGAUCAGAAAGAAAUUGCAGGUCUAGUAUUUCUAUUCUUUUUAGAACAACAGCUUUAUAAAUAGAACAAGAAUUCAGCUUUUCUAAACAGCAUUUCUCAUCAAACAACAAUCAUUCAUUCAAUUUCAUUCUUCACUCUCUCAUUAUCACUUUAUCAUCAAAAUGUGGACUACUGAGGAACAAAACAGAAGAAGAAGAAGAAUCUGCUUUGUUGCUGUUUCUAUAGUUAUUUCACUGCAUCUGAUGGGUUUGGUGUCUGCAACUAGUAGAACUUUUACAACUAAUCAUGAAGCUCAUCAUCAACAACAAGCAGGACAAAUCUCAGAAUAUAUUUCACCAGCACCUUUAAGCAGCUCACAACAGGAAUUUCUUCAGGGUAUGGGUGGGAGUGAUGGAGAAUAUAAAAUGUUGAGUACACUUGGAUCUAGACCACCAAGCUGUGAGCAUAAAUGUGGAGGAUGUGUACCAUGUGAAGCAAUACAAGUUCCAACAACUACUGAUAGAGUUGGUAUUCAAUAUGCAAAUUAUGAACCAGAAGGAUGGAAAUGCAAAUGUGGAACUACUUUCUUUAAUCCUUGAGAAAACACAAAAAAUCAAAAGACGAAACA
Papaver somniferum (opium poppy) is the source of this 619-nucleotide messenger RNA. Its product is annotated as EPIDERMAL PATTERNING FACTOR-like protein 3. The record is from RefSeq and is a predicted model, not a curated record. Bases 174 to 590 code for a protein of 138 amino acids. The transcript has 3 exons. NCBI's taxonomy places the organism in Eukaryota, Viridiplantae, Streptophyta, Magnoliopsida, Ranunculales, Papaveraceae. Gene Ontology annotation, biological process: guard cell differentiation; stomatal complex development.